AUGUGGUCAAACGGUGUCUGGAGAACGGUGUUAUCACUGCUGCUUUUCUGCCAAUAUGGACUGUCGAUCGAUAUCGAGAUUGGCAAUGAUGCUAGCAUCAAGAAAGCCGCAAGCAGCCUUGCCCGCGGACUCGUACGAUUCUACACUGGCAAUGCAACAGGCAUGAUUCCCGGCCUUCUUCCCGACCCAUACUUUUGGUGGGAAGCGGGCGCAAUGUUUAUGACUCUGGUCGAAUACUGGUCUCUAACCGGGGACACCACUUAUAACAAUAUCACGACCGAAGCACUGCUGCAUCAAAUUGGCGACAAUGAUUACCUACCCUCCAAUCAAUCCCGUACCGAAGGUAACGACGACCAAGCCUUCUGGGCCUUCGCGGUCCUCGAUGCAGCCGAAUAUAACUACCCCAACCCACCACCAGACAAGCCAUCCUGGCUCGCACUCGCUCAAUCAGUCUUCAACCAGCAGGCGUCGAGAUGGGACACCCAGCAUUGCGGAGGCGGUCUCCGCUGGCAGAUCUUCACAUGGAACAACGGAUACAACUACAAGAACACGAUAUCGAACAGCUGUUUCUUUCAGAUGGGUGCGCGGCUGGCGCGCUACACGGGGAACCAGACAUAUGCGGAAUUGGCGGAGAAGGCAUUCGAUUGGCUACUGGAUAUCAAAAUGAUCGAUGAUGAGUAUCGGGUGUACGAUGGCGGCGAUGUCGAGGACAAUUGUACCAAUCCAACCAUUUUGGAAUGGACGUAUAAUUACGGUAAUCUGAUUGCCGGGAGUGCAUAUUUGUAUAAUUUCACCAACGGCUCCGACGUCUGGGGAAACCACCUGACCAAACUCCUCGACGCCGUCGAAGUCAUGUAUCCCGAAGAAUACGGCGGCAAGAUCCUCGUCGAAAUGGCUUGCGAACCAGCCGAGACAUGCAACGUCGACCAACCCUCCUUCAAAGCGUAUUUCUCCCGCUGGCUCGCGAUCGCGAGCCAACUCGCCCCUUUCACUCGAGACCGCAUCAGGCCGUUGAUGGAAACGUCCGCGCAGGGGGCCGCGGGCCAAUGUACCGGCGGCCCACAGGGCGAGUGGUGUGGUCGCAAAUGGUACGAGAAAGUCUUCGACGGGCUCAAUGGUGUGGGCGAGCAAAUGAGCGCCCUGAGUGUGAUUCAGAAUCUGUUGAUAGACAGCACGCGUGCGCCGUUCACGGCAAACACGGGGGGUAACAGUACCGGAGAUCCAGGGGCCGGAUCCGGUGGAAGCGGGGGAGGAGGUGGAAGCACUUCGAAUUUGCUUACUAGGCCGAUGACGAGUGCAGAUAAGGGUGGCGCAUGGUUUUUGAUGGUAUUGAUAAUGGUACUCUGGUCGCUGGCAGGUUGGUUCAUGCUUUCUUAA
Molecule: messenger RNA, 1377 nt
Organism: Eremomyces bilateralis CBS 781.70
Lineage: Eukaryota; Fungi; Ascomycota; Dothideomycetes; Eremomycetales; Eremomycetaceae
Product: mannan endo-1,6-alpha-mannosidase
Exons: 3
Coding region: 1-1377 (458 amino acids)
Biological process (GO): fungal-type cell wall biogenesis; carbohydrate catabolic process
Molecular function (GO): mannan endo-1,6-alpha-mannosidase activity
Source: RefSeq, a predicted model, not a curated record